AUGUGGUGCCUUUUCACAGUGAUGCAUUUCAUCCUACUUCUUAGAACUACUCAUGGUAUCUUUCAAAAUAAAAAAUCUGUGAACCCUGAAGUAAAUAUGAAUAUUAGUGAAAUUAUUUCCUAUUGGGGCUACCCUGAUGAAGAGUAUAAUAUUGUAACCAAAGAUGGUUAUGUCCUUGACCUUUAUAGAAUUCCUUAUGGAAAAACAGACAAUAAUAACAAUUCAGCACAGAGGCUUGUUGUAUAUUUGCAACAUGGUUUGCUUUCAUCUGCCAGCAGCUGGAUUUCCAACCUUCCCAACAACAGCCUGGGCUUCAUUUUGGCAGAUGCUGGUUAUGAUGUGUGGAUGGGAAACAGCAGAGGAAAUACCUGGUCCAGGAAACACUUGUACCUAGAAACAAAUUCCAAAGAAUACUGGGCUUUCAGUUUUGAUGAGAUGGCUAAAUAUGACCUUCCAGCAUCUAUUGAUUUCAUCGUGAAGCAAACUGGACAAGAGGAAAUAUUUUAUGUAGGCCAUUCACAGGGUACUACUAUUGCUUUCAUAACAUUUUCCACAAUACCAAAGAUAGCUGAAAGAAUAAAGAUAUUUUUUGCCUUAGCACCAGUUUUUUCCAUUAAAUACUCAAAAAGCCCUUUAAUUAAAAUGGCAUACAAGUUGAAGUCAGUUAUCAAGGUUUUUACUGACAACAAAGACUUCUUAUCUAAAACCUCAUUUAGCAAAUUUAUUGGUUCAAAGCUGUGUCCGCUACCAAUUUUUAAUCAGAUUUGCCUUGAUAUCUUGUUUAUGAUGUUUGGAUAUGACCAGAAGAACUUAAAUAUGAGUCGUUUGGAUGUGUAUUUUUCACACAACCCAGAAGGAACAUCUGUUCAAAAUAUGCUUCACUGGAGUCAGCUUUUAAAUUCUACUCAUUUGAAAGCUUUUGACUGGGGCAGUCCUUAUUUGAACUUGGUUCAUUAUAAUCAGACAACUUCUCCAUUGUACAAUGUGACAAAUAUGAAUGUGUCAACUGCAACUUGGAAUGGUGGAAGUGACUUGUUGGCUGACCCUGAAGAUGUUAAAAUUUUAAAUUCUGAAAUCACAAACCACAUUUACCAUAAAACUAUUUCUUACUACAAUCAUAUAGACUUUUUGUUUGGAUUAGAUGUCUAUCAUCAAGUUUACCGUAAAAUUAUUGAUAUUAUCCAAGACAAUCUGUAA
Messenger RNA from Cynocephalus volans (Philippine flying lemur), 1197 nucleotides. RefSeq names its product lipase family member J (gene LIPJ). NCBI's taxonomy places the organism in Eukaryota, Metazoa, Chordata, Mammalia, Dermoptera, Cynocephalidae. Gene Ontology annotation, molecular function: hydrolase activity, acting on ester bonds. Gene Ontology annotation, biological process: lipid metabolic process. The record is from RefSeq and is a predicted model, not a curated record. The transcript is spliced from 9 exons. The coding region runs from base 1 to 1197 and encodes 398 amino acids.